This is a messenger RNA of Belonocnema kinseyi, 4260 nucleotides long. RefSeq names its product protein mesh (gene mesh). Lineage: Eukaryota; Metazoa; Arthropoda; Insecta; Hymenoptera; Cynipidae. Gene Ontology annotation, biological process: cell-matrix adhesion. The coding region runs from base 48 to 3863 and encodes 1271 amino acids. The record is from RefSeq and is a predicted model, not a curated record. The transcript has 17 exons.
GUGCUGAUGGUUAAUCUUGAAAGAUCUUUUUUUUUAAAUAAGUGAAAAUGCCGAUUCACAGGCCACGAAGGUUUUCGAGUGAUUUAAUGUUACUGGUGAAUUUCGUUUUGGUGAUAAACGUCCUUCAUGUUUCUGCCAAAAGCGAGAACGACCUGUUUGGAGAUCAUUUUCAAAUUUCACCUGAAAACCAGGAACCGUUUUCAGAAAAUCAUGAUGAACCGGAUUUGAACGCAGAAUCAAAAAACGAGUCUUUGGCUUACGAGUUAGAUGAUCUAAGAGAUAAGGAUCCAGAAAACGAGGAACCUUCAUUAAAAAAUGAAAAUGACUUGGGCAAUCAAAGUUUUGAAUAUCCGGAUUCUCCAGAAGAACGGAAAACGGAUUCUGCCCCUUUCGGAUCAGAAAGUUCAUUUCCCAAGAUUUCAAGUCGUAUGAAUGGUGAUACCAGCGGUAAAUACGUAAGAUACGAUUCUGAUGCGCCAGAUGCAGAUAGAUAUGCACCCAAUAAUGACAAUGGACCUGCCAUGUAUGUUUUGACAGAGGAAAGAUUACGAACCAUACGCUCGAAUUUCAUGUAUUGGUAUUUUGAUAAGGGCGGUGACAAUGAUAGAGGUGAUUAUCAGACAGAUAUACAUAAUUCGAUGCCUCAAAUCCAUAAGAAUUUCAACUUCCAGCUGCCUUUUUAUGGGUUUCGUUUCAAUUACACAAGGUUAUCCAUGCAUGGUUACCUUGAAUUCAGUGAUCCCCCGGAACAUUACACUUAUCCCCUAGUGUUUCCAAAUAAAGAUUGGCCAAAAAAGAACGAUCCUAGUUUCAUUGGGAUCUUUUUCAGCAAAUGCAGGAUUGGUAGAUUGCGACCCACUGAUAUCGAUCAACGAAGUCCCGGAGUUUAUUUUAGGAUGGAAAGAGAUUUACAGUCGAGACAAGAUCAGUUCGGCAAAGAGAUGUAUGAGAGGGUAAAGUGGGACGUUCGGGAGGGUGUUGUGGGUGCAGAUACAUUUAAUCCAAAACACGCUGUCAUUGUCACUUGGAAAAAUAUGUCUUUUGCGGGUGGAAUAGACAACUCCCUUUAUAAGACCAAUACUUUUCAAAUGGUAUUGGCAACUGAUGAAGUUUACACUUACGCUAUUUUUAAUUAUCGGGAGAUUCAAUGGUUAAGUCAUACGGAAGCAGGAGGCGAUACAACUGGCGGGGAGGGUGGAACACCUGCAUUCAUUGGUUUUAACGCAGGAAACGGAACUCAAAGUUACGAAUAUAAACCUUACUCACAGCAAUCUACACUUCGGGAUUUAGUUGGUAGAGGAUGGGCAAAUGGCUUCCCGGGUCGUCAUAUUUUCAGGUUAGAUGAAAAAAUCAUGCUUGGGACGUGCAACAAAGAUAUCGCUGGUGCUCACUUGCCUCUUGUUUUUGCACCCGAAAGUGGAAAUAUGCUCGGCGGAACAGUUGUUAAUAUAACAGGUCCUUGCUUUGAGAAGGACGAUAAAGUAAAAUGCCGUUUCGACACAGAGGAUGUUGUAGGUACCGUCAUUGAUAGGAAUCGCGCCAUUUGUAUCCAACCGUUUGUUAAAGCUGAGGGUUACAUCCGUUUCGCAAUCUCUAUUGGCAGUGGGAGGUAUGACUGGAAAGGACAAUUUUUCAUUGAGCCUCCAGCGACUGCUACAGAAAGGAUAUUUUUUUCAACGAACGCCAUACAUGAACGCGAUCCGGCUGAAAUCAAAUUCACCUGGAGUGCACAUAAUUUAACCUCUAAUCUCAAUGCUGCGGUACAGAUAUCACUUUGGGGUUACCGGGAAACUACCAUUGCACCGCAACUAGAAUAUAUAGAUAUAUUAGAGGAAGGGACGACUAACACUGGAAUAUAUACAAUAACUCCAGCCAAUUAUCGAAAUCGAGAGAACUUUUUCCAUCAAGACAUGCAUUUUGGAUUUAUUCAAAUUAACCUGACCAAUCCUAGUCAAUAUUCUGGACUGGAUAUUACUCCAGUUCUAUGGAGUAAGCCGAUUCCUUUGGGAUGGUAUUUCGGUCCACAGUGGGAGAGAAUUCAUGGAAAUAAAUGGCCUCAAAGGCUUUGCGAUAAAUGGAUAAUGCACGAUCGAUAUUUAAAGAAUUUUGCUGCAGAAGUUUCUCUCUGUCCUUGCACUUUAGAGCAUGCCUUGAACGAUAAGGGCCGAUUUCUUCCGGAUUUUGACUGUGACAAGGAUUCUAAUCCUGACUGCUAUUACAACAAAGGAGCCGUACAUUGCGUCAAAACUGGUGUUCCAAAUAUUGAUGGAUCAGAACAGCAGUGUUGUUACGACAAGGCGGGGUAUCUGAUGUUGACUUAUGAUCAGCAAUGGGGCUCGCGGCCUCAUCGGUCCCAUAAUUUAGGUUAUUUACCUUGGAACGAAGCCAACAAAGUACCAACUUUGAGUAAUUGGUUCCAUGACAUGGUGCCCAUGUACCUCUGUUGCCUUUGGCAAGAGGAACAGUCUGUAGGCUGUGAAACCUUCAGAUUCGAAAGACGUCCUUCUCAAGAUUGUGUCGCAUAUCAGUCACCCGCAAUAGCCGCAGUUUUUGGCGAUCCUCACGUUACUACCUUCGAUGGCUUGGAAUACACCUUCAACGGAAAGGGCGAAUUUGUUUUAGUACGUGUAAACCAUCAAAAAGACAAAUUGGACAUCCAGGGUCGUUUCGAACAACUGCCUAAUAAUUUCUAUGGUGAAGUGAGGGCCACACAACUUACUUCUGUCGUCGCUAGGGGAAAUAAUUCAGUUACAAUCGAGGUACGUCUGAGGCCGACGCAUGCACAAUGGCGCUAUCGUUUGGACGUCCUAGCAGAUGGAAGACGCGUUUACUUUGAUCGAACAUCCCUCAAGUUCCAACACUUCAAGGGAGUUCUUGUUUACACUCCAACUUACAAUCUCAAUCAAAGUGAAGUUGUUGUCAUGUUUGACACUGGAGCUGGAGUCGAAGUAAUCGAGAAUCAGGGAUUUAUGAGCGCUAGAGUUUAUCUGCCUUGGACUUACAUGAAUAAGACGAGAGGUUUGAUGGGCAACUGGAGUUACGAUAUUACCGAUGAUUUCACAAAUCCGGACGGCAUCAUAGCAGGAGUUAGUAAUCUGAACAAUUUUGAGACGGUGCAUAAGGAUUUUGCAAUUAAUUGGCUACUUGAAGAUCGGGAAGAUCCUCAUAAAGGUGGAGCACUCUUCACUAGAGAGUUUAGUAAAACCGCUAGUUACUACGCCAACCGAACAUUUGAACCGGAAUGGAGACGUUCUCCAGAUGAUAUAUUACCAGCUAAUAGGAGUGACGACAGGAUUAGGUCUCAUGAUCUUUGCGGCGAUAAUUAUCAAUGUCAGUAUGAUUACGCAAUGAGUCUUAAUCGGGACCUUGCUCAUUUUACAACGAAUUACUACAAUACUUGGAAAAGUAUUAAAGAAGCCAAUUCUAGAAGAACUAUAACUUGUGGAAUUUUGGAAACUCCGCGUUUUGGUCGCAAAAGCAAUUUCUAUUUUGUACCUGGAACAAGAGUUACUUUCGAGUGUAACCAGGAUUUUGUAUUGAUUGGCGAUCAACGUAGGACGUGUGAACCUAAUGGAAAAUGGGACCUUCCCGAGUAUGGAUACACGGAAUGUUUGCGUCAACAGGAAUACAGCUCUCGUCAAGCAGGCGUAACUUUUGGUAUUAUUCUCGCAUGCAUGGUACCUAUCCUGCUAAUUGUGAUCUGCGUUGCAUUCCGUGUCCUAAAGGGUCGUAAAGAGGAGCGCGAACAAGAAGAGGCACUCUCCAGAACUCGUCAAACAGAAAUGCAGAAGAUGAGAAAACUCGAUGAAGACGAUUUUAGAACAUCUCCAACCUCUACGAGCAAAGCCACUGAAAUAAAUUAAAUUAUAUUUAAUUCAUAACGAAGACUUAAUGAUAUCAUUAUUCCUAUUUCCUGAAGAAUGUAUAAAAAAGUUACUAAUUAGAAGCUAAAGUAAGAUACCUGUCUGAAUUAACAAUUAAUUUCACAUUGUUUCAUCAGUCAUCACUCAUCACUUUCCUCACUGUCUGCUUUCGUUCAUGCAAUACCAUAAUAUGAAAAAUCGAGGUAAUUACAUAAGAAGUAGGUUUAGGAGAUAAUGAUUAAUUUAUAAUUUAUUUGAGGGUAAUCAUUGAAAAUACAUCAGACUCUGUUAAAUAUAUUUUGUUAAUUGUGAGUAUAAUAGGCUUAUUUUUCACUGUAGUUAUUGUACAGUUAGAUUACAUUUAUACACAGAUAAUAUAUCAAAUCCCGAUUUUGUA